AUGCGUAUCACGAGCCUCGCCGCCGCCUGGCUCGCCGUCUUUGUCGCCCACUCGUCUGCUAAGACUCUCCCUCAAGACCACGUGCUCUAUGGGCCUGAGGGGCCCCCGGACGGUUUCAAGGUUGUCCCCCGUGCCGCAAGCACUUCCUCUUCCGCAGCUGCAGCCUCCACCAAAAAGGCCGACUCCGCGUGCUCCAACGGCCCCUUGACCAGGGCCUGCUGGGCCAACGGCUACUCAGCCGUGACCGACUUUGACGCCAAGUGGCCCAGCACUGGCAAGACCGUCUACUACACCCUCGACAUCACCAACAGCACUUGCAGUCCCGAUGGCGGGCCCUCUCGCCCGUGCUUGAUGUUCAACAACAAGAUCCCUGGCCCCACGCUGUAUGCGAACUGGGGCGAUAUGAUCUCCGUCACCAUCAACAACAAGAUGGCCAGCAACGGUACUAGCGUGCACUGGCACGGCAUUCGCCAGCUCAACAGCAACACUCAGGACGGCGUCAACGGCCUCACCGAAUGCCCGCUUGCACCCAACGACUCCAAGACCUAUCUGUUCCAAGCGACUCAGUUCGGCACCACUUGGUUCCACAGCCACUUCUCCGCCCAGUACGGCGAUGGUGCAGUUGGCCAGCUCGUCAUCAAUGGCCCUGCCUCUUCCAACUACGAUUACGACCUUGGCACCUACACCGUGACCGACUGGUACUACUCCGGCGCCUACCGCAUCGAAGCUCAAUCCUUCCAAGACUUGCAGCAGAACCAGCCCCCUCCGCCAGGUGAUACCAUCCUUGUGAAUGGCACCAUGAAGUCCCCAGAUGGCAAGGCCGGCGCGUACAGCAGGGUCAACAACCUCCAGCCCAACAAGAAGUACCGCCUCCGUCUGAUCAACACCUCGGUCGACAACAACGUCUGGGUUUCCCUCGACAACCACAACUUCACCGUAAUCACCUCCGACUUCGUUCCGAGCAAGCCGUGGACCACCAACUGGCUUCUCAUGGCAAUUGGCCAGCGCUACGACGUCAUCUUCACCACCAAUCAGACACCUGGUAACUAUUGGUUCCGCGCAGAGGUUGCUACUGGCUGCCUGAGCGGAAACAAUUACCAUGGACGCGGUGUCUUCAGCUAUGCCGGAUCUUCUGGUGAUCCUGCCGACAGCGCCUCAAGCGUGCCUGGUGGCUGCGCCGAGCCUCUUCCCACGCCUUACGUUGCCAACACCGUCCCCAACACCACCUUCCUAAGCCAGGUCAAGACUCUCCCUGUCGAUAUGACGACUCAGAAUGUCACCACCAACCAGCAGAACAUCGUCUACUGGGGCGUCAACAUGACUUCCAUCGACAUCGAUUGGGAAAAGCCGACGCUGCAGUACGUCAUUGAUAAGAACACCAGCUAUCCCCAGUCGUACAACUUGAUUGAGCUGCCGACCGAAAACAUUUGGACCUACUGGAUCAUUCAAGAGGUUGAAAACACACCCAAGAUCCCCCACCCCAUGCACUUGCACGGUCACGACUUCUACAUCCUCGGCAAGGGAACCGGUACCUUUGACAUCAACUCUUCGCCCGCUACCCUUAACUGGAACAAUCCCACUCGCCGCGACGUUUCGCUGCUGCCCGCUAACGGCUGGAUGGCUAUCGCCUUCCCGACUGACAACCCUGGAUCCUGGCUCAUGCAUUGCCACAUCGCUUGGCACAUCAGUCAGGGCCUUGGAGUUCAGCUCCUUGAGGCCAAGGACCAGAUCAAGGGCCUCAACGACCCUGCAUGGCAGAAGACUUGCAAGAACUGGGAUGCCUACUGGAAGAACACCAUCUACCCUAAGCAGGAUUCCGGCCUUUAA
This is a messenger RNA of Lasiodiplodia theobromae, 1827 nucleotides long. RefSeq names its product Multicopper oxidase. The transcript is spliced from 2 exons. Bases 1 to 1827 code for a protein of 608 amino acids. NCBI's taxonomy places the organism in Eukaryota, Fungi, Ascomycota, Dothideomycetes, Botryosphaeriales, Botryosphaeriaceae. Gene Ontology annotation, molecular function: oxidoreductase activity; copper ion binding. The record is from RefSeq and is a predicted model, not a curated record.